AUGCCCAAUAGGGCACCCCCUGGAGACUCGGUGGGGUGUGUGGACCCAGAGGAGUGUGUGAGGGUGUGUGGAGCGGAGGUGGGCUGCUCCAACAUCGCCUUCCCCAAACUGGUCAUCGAACUCAUGCCCAGCGGUCUGCGGGGGCUGAUGAUAGCAGUGAUGAUGGCGGCCCUGAUGUCAUCGUUGACCUCUAUCUUUAACUCCUCCUCCACGCUCUUCACCAUGGACAUCUGGAAGAAGUACCGCGCGUACGCCUCGGAACGGGAGCUGCUAUUGGUCGGCAGGAUAGUAACAGUGAUUCUGGUGGUGAUAAGCGUGGUGUGGAUUCCAAUCCUGCAGUCGGCCAAUAGCGGACAGCUCUACGUUUACAUCCAAUCAGUGACCAGUUACCUGGCUCCACCCGUUACCGCUGUCUUCUCAUUGGCUAUCUUCUGGACCAGAACCAACGAGCAGGGAGCUUUCUGGGGUCUGAUGGUGGGGCUGGUGGUCGGUGUGUGUCGGAUGGUUCUAGAAUUUGCAUUCCCGCCUCCUCGCUGUGGUAUCCAAGACGACGCCCCGUCAGUGCUGCGCUCCGUUCACUACCUUCACUUCGCCAUCAUCCUCUGCUUCCUGUCUGCUGCCGUUGUCAUGGUGAUAUCACUGCUGACUCCGCCCCCCACUGAAGAGCAGGUGCGUAACCUGACGUGGUGGACUUUGACUCAGGAGGAAGAGGGAGAAAUACCACUCCAGAAAGUCUCCUCUAUCAGCCACCGAGAGCAGAGACCCCAGGUCCACGGUUCUGCUCCGGUACGGAGGGCGGUCUGCGGCCGCGGGGCGGGGCUCUGCAGCUCAGCGGAGGGGCCAGCAGAGGAGGUUCCGUUACCCAGAAUCCCCAGCGUUAGAGAGAGUGUGUUUUGGUCUCGCUUCUGCUGCGUCAAUGCCAUUCUGCUGAUCUGUGUUAAUAUAUUCCUCUACGCUUACUUCGCCUGACCUCUGACCUCUAACUGCUGUCCCAGUAGGAUACUUCCUGUGGGUGUUUCCAUCUCUACGUAAAUCAAUGUUCUUAUGGUUCUAGAAGAUGUAUCGUUCUAGAAUGUUACGGACCUGUGAUGUCACAGUGGGUAGGGUCCUAUUUAGUGUAUUGUAUAUGGGACCUCUGAUUGGUCAAUAUUGUGUCCUUGUGUAAAUGAGAUUCAUGAAUAAACACGUGGUCUUGUAA
This is a messenger RNA of Oncorhynchus nerka (sockeye salmon), 1198 nucleotides long. Its product is annotated as sodium/mannose cotransporter SLC5A10-like. Gene Ontology annotation, cellular component: plasma membrane. The record is from RefSeq and is a predicted model, not a curated record. Lineage: Eukaryota; Metazoa; Chordata; Actinopteri; Salmoniformes; Salmonidae. The transcript is spliced from 7 exons. Bases 1 to 969 code for a protein of 322 amino acids. Gene Ontology annotation, molecular function: D-glucose:sodium symporter activity. Gene Ontology annotation, biological process: transmembrane transport.